Thyridium curvatum is the source of this 951-nucleotide messenger RNA. RefSeq lists its product as uncharacterized. Bases 1 to 951 code for a protein of 316 amino acids. NCBI's taxonomy places the organism in Eukaryota, Fungi, Ascomycota, Sordariomycetes, Thyridiales, Thyridiaceae. The record is from RefSeq and is a predicted model, not a curated record. The transcript has a single exon.
AUGUCCAAGCUCGACGACCCAGCAGCACCCCCUCCCUACACGGAGCACCCCGCGCCCUCAUACUCGUCCUCCCCCGCCGACCCGUCCCUCUACACCUCCCACCUCGCCGCGCACCUCUCCUCCCUGCCCUCGCGCAUCCGCGCCGCCCAGUCCGCCCGCGCGACGGAGCAGCAGGUCCGCGACCUGCACCUCAUCACCCUGCUCGUGCCCGAGGUCGAGACCUUCCUCUCCGACGGCAUCGGCGUCGGCGUCAGCGGCGGCUUCUCCUCGAGCCCGCCGCCGCCGGUAGCCGAGCUCAACCUCGUCCCCGCGGCCGCCGUCGGGCCGGGCUGGAAGCUGUCCGGCGCGCAGGAGCGCCGUCGGGAGGGCGAGACGGUGCAGCUCGUGCGCGUGCGCGCGCCCGCCCCCUCACCAGACGGCAAGGGAAGCCGCAGGUCGUCCGCGGAGGAGAAGAAGAAGAACGGCGGCGGCGGCAGGAGGGGCGGGGCCGAGGAGCAAGAAGAAGAAGAGCCGGAGCGCGACUGGGACGCGGAGCAGUUCGACGAGUGGGGCCGGUGGGACGACGCCGGCGCCGGCGACUCGUCGUCCUCGGGGUCCUGGUGGUGGCGCGACGAGGCCAUGGCGCGCCGGCUGGCGGCCCACCUGCAGCCCCGCGAGCCGGUCCGGACGGAGCGCAGGGAGAUCGCGGCCGCGGUGCAGCAGAUCAAGGAGGAGAAGCGGAGCUGGGCCAGCUGGGGCCGCAAGAAGUCCGACUCUUCCUCCAAGGCUAGCUCCUCUCAGCCGGUGAAUGCGACAACGACGACGGUCGUCGAGACGCGGAACAACGACGACGGUGUAAGCAUGACUGUCCGGGCGGACGAGGUUACCUUCAGGAGGGAGAACGAGAUGGGCAUAUGGGAGAGCAUGAGUGGCUGGGCUUUGGUCGUGACGCUGCGGAUCAGGCGGCCUUGA